AUGAAGGAAAGACGCGCACGCCGAGCACGCGGACGGCAGAGUGGAAUGUACGUGCGCGCGCACAGCUGAGCAGAAAGGGACGAGCCGGGUUAGUUGACGACCCGGCACCGGCUGGCACGCGAGCGAGCGAGCCGGCUUGUGUUCUGCCCCGGGUUUCUGCGCGUGGUUCUCUCCGGAGCUCGGCGACAGCGGAAGGUUGUCUCCAAACCAGCGUCGGACACUCGGGGCGGACGCCGCCGCCGCCGCCGCCGCCGCCGCCGCCGCCGCCAGCAAGCAGCAGCAGCAGCAAUUCGGCGGGGGACCAUGCCAGGCUCCAUGCCGAGCACGGAGCCACCACCUGCGCCGUGUGACGGCGGACGUAGCGCGGACGCCGACGAUAAGGCGGCGAUGUCCGGCGCGGGUUCGGCGCUGCAGCAGGCGGGCAUCAUCGACCCAUCGGUUCCCAUCCGGGAUAUACAAACCAAAUUUGCCGUUCUCAGCGGACUCAUUCAAGCCGGGGAGGUUAGCAACCGGGAUAUCGUGGACACGGUGCUCAAUUUGUUGGUGGCGGGCGAGUUCGAUCUGGAGGUCAACUUUGUCAUUCAAGAGGCGGACGGCAUCGGCUGCCUGCCGGCUCUGCUGGAGCACUGCGACGUCGCCUGCCAGGCGGAGAUCUGGAACGUGCUGACCGCCAUGCUGCGCAAGAGCGUGCGCAACCUGCAGAUGAGCACCGAGGCGGGACUCGUCCGGCGGCUGCUGCUCCGGAUCGGCUCGGUGGACGACAUGAUUGCAGACUUGCUGGUGGACACGCUGGGCGUGCUGGCCGGCUACAGCAUCACGGUGGGGGAGGUCAAGCUCCUCUUCAGCAUGCUGCAGGGGGAAGGCGGCCUGUGGCCCAGGCGUGCCGUCAAGAUGCUGGCCGUGCUCAACCACACACCCCGGCGACACGGACCCGACGCCUUUUUCAACUUCCCCGGCCGCAGUGCCGCUGUAACCAUCGCGUUGCCUCCCAUUGCCAAGUGGCCUUACCAGAACGGCUUCACGUUCAACACCUGGUUCAGGAGGGAUCCCUUGAACAACAUCAACGUGGGCAAGGACAAGCCCUAUCUCUACUGUUUCCGUACCGGCAAAGGCAUCGGCUACUCUGCACAUUUCGUCGGCAACUGUCUGAUCGUCACGUCUCUCAAAUCCAAAGGGAAAGGCUUCCAGCACUGCGUCAAAUACGAUUUCCAGCCGAGAAAGUGGUACAUGAUCAGCAUCGUCCACGUCUACAGCCGCUGGAGGAACAGCGAGAUCCGUUGCUACGUCGACGGCCAACUGGUUUCUUACGGAGACAUGGCCUGGCACGUCAACACCAACGAUAGUUACGAGAAGUGCUUCCUGGGCUCCUCGGAGACGGCCGACGCCAACCGAGUCUUCUGCGGCCAGCUGGGAGCCGUCUACGUUUUCGGCGAAGCGCUCAAUCCGGCGCAGAUCUUCGCCAUCCAUCAGCUCGGACCCAGCUAUAAGAGCACGUUCAAGUUCAAGUCCGAGAGCGACAUCCACCUGGUCGAGCAUCACAAGCGAGCGUUGUACGACGGCAAGCUGGCGAGCGCCGUGGCGCUGGCCUACAACGCCCAAGCCACCGAUGCGCAGCUGUGUCUGGAGUCGUCCCCCAAGGAGCACGGCUCCAUCUUUGUGCACUCGCCCCACGCGCUCAUGCUUCAGGAUGUAAAAGCCACGGUGACUCACUCCAUCCACCGGGCCAUCCACUCUAUCGGAGGCAUCCAGGUUCUCUUCCCACUCUUUGCUCAGCUGGACUACCAUCAUUUGAACGAAAGCCAAUUGGAGACCAGCGUCUGUGCUACCCUCCUGUCCUUCCUGGUGGAGCUGCUGAAGAGCUCUGUGGCCAUGCAGGAGCAGAUGCUGGGCGGGAAAGGCUUCUUGGUCAUUGGCUACCUGCUCGAAAAGUCGUCCCGCGCCCACAUCAGCAGCUCGGUGCUGGAGCAGUUCCUCUCCUUCGCCAAGUAUCUGGACGGCCUGCCGUACGGGGCGGCGCUAUUGAAGCAGCUCUGCGACCACAUCCUGUUCAACGCCGCCAUCUGGAUCCACACCCCCGCCAAGAUCCAGCUGUCUCUGUACACGUACCUGUCCUCCGAAUUCAUCGGCACGGCGGCCGUCGACGGCACCAUCCGGCGUGGCGGCACGGUGCUCCGCUUCAUGCAUACUCUCAAGUACUACUACUGGGCCGUCAACCCGGCAGGCGGCAGCGGCAUCGCCCCAAAGGGUCUUGAUGGUCCAAGGCCGACCCAGAAAGAAAUCAUCUCUCUGCGGGCCUCCAUGCUUCUCUUUCUCAAACAACUCAUCUUGAAGGAUCGAGGUGUGAAGGAAGACGAGCUCCAGAGCAUCCUCAACUAUUUGUUAACAAUGCAUGAGGACGAGAACCUCCACGACGUGUUACAGCUGCUGGUGGCCCUCAUGUCCGAGCACCCGGCCUCCAUGAUCCCCGCUUUCGACCAGAGAAACGGAAUACGGGUGCUCUACAAACUUCUGGCAUCCAAGAGUGAAGGCAUUCAAGUGCAGUCGCUCAAAGUGCUCGCCUACUUCCUCAAACAUUUGGGACACAAACGAAAGGUGGAGAUCAUGCACACCCAAAGUCUCUUCACCCUCCUGGGCGAGAAGCUGCUGCUGCACGGCGGCGGCGGCGGCGGCGGCAUGAGCGUGACCACCUACAACGCGCUGUACGAGAUUCUCACGGAGCAGGUGUGCACGCAGGUGGUCCACAAGCCGCACGCCGAGCCCGACUCCAGCGUCAGGAUUCAGAACCCAAUGAUCCUCAAAGUGAUGGCGACCCUCUUAAAGAACUCGGCCCCCGGCGCCGAGCUGAUGGACAUCCGCCGCCUCUUCCUCUCCGACAUGAUCAAACUGUUCGGCAGCAGCCGAGAGAACCGACGAUGCCUGCUGCAGUGUUCGGUGUGGCAGGACUGGAUGUUCUCUCUGGGCUACGUCAACCCAAAAAGCCCGGACGAGCAGAAGGUCACCGAGAUGGUGUACGACGUCUUCCGUAUCCUGCUGUACCACGCCAUCAAGCACGAGUGGGGGGGCUGGCGCGUGUGGGUGGACACGCUCUCCAUCGCGCACUCCAAGGUGACAUACGAGGCGCAUAAGGAGUACCUGGCCAAGAUGUACGACGAAUACCAGCGUCAAGAAGAGGUGAACAUCAAGAAAGGGGAGAAAGGUUCGGUCAGCACCAUCUCGGGUCUGUCGGCUCAGACCGCCGGCACGACGGCCUCGGUGGACAUGGCGGAAACAACGGACGGCGGCUCCCGCUCGCCGGGCAGCGACGGCGCCGAUUGGCACGACGGGCGCAAGCCGGAGGGGAGCGCGGCGGUGGGUGGCAUCGGAGCGGAAGUCCGGCACCUCCUCGUGGACAUCAAAGCGGAGAAGGUGGAAGCGACGGAGGUGAAGAUGGACGACGUGGACCCGCUGAUGGAGGCGGAGUGUCUGCUGGGCGACGUUUACGGCACCGUGAUGCCGCCGAAGAACGGCGCGACGGAGCGGCGGAUCUCGGCUCCUCUGAUCUCGCUGGACGACGACAAAGACGGCGUCCCUCAGGGCAGCGCUUUCUUGUUACCCGACUUGCACCCGGAUCGUCCUUUGGGACCGGGCGAAGAUCUGCGCCUUCUGGCCACCUCGGAAAAGGAUGAGCUCCAAGUCUUGGCGGAGGGGGCCUCGAUCCCAGUUGCGGUGCCCUCUCAAGGCGACCUUUCGGCCUUGUGGAGCGGGAGCGAGAAGCCCUCGGACACGGCGGAGGAUGGCGAGGAGAUAAAGAUUCAAACCAGGACAACCACGCAGAGCCUAAACAGCCGACUUGGCAGUCCGACGGACGGAGCCCAUUUGCCGGCCGAGGGCGCCCUGCCAGAGCGGGACUACGAACAGCAGCAGCAGCAGCAGCGGCGGCGUCAGUUCAGCCCGGGCCCUCGCACCACCAUGUUCCGCAUCCCGGAGUUCAAGUGGUCGCCCCUGCACCAGAGGCUCCUGGCCGACCUGCUCUUUGCCCUGGAGAGCGACGUGCACGUCUGGAGGUCGGCGCGCGCUCGCGCUCGCACACGCACGUGUCGACUCGCUUUAACGGGGGUACAAUAUCGGCUUUCUUUCUUUUCUCUCGGCCGCAGCCAUUCCAGCAAGUCUGUCAUGGACUUCGUCAACAGCAGUGAGAACCUCAUUUUCGUCCACAACACCAUCCACCUCAUCUCGCAGAUGGUGGACAACAUCAUCAUUGCCUGCGGUGGCAUCCUGCCGCUGCUUUCAGCCGCCACUUCUCCGUCUGUGGAGAACAUCGAGGCGACGCAGGGCAUGUCGUCGGAGACGGCCGUCACCUUCUUGUCUCGCCUGAUGGUGAUGGUGGACGUGCUGGUCUUCUCCAGCUCGCUCAACUUCAGCGAGAUCGAGGCGGAGAAGAACAUGUCGUCCGGCGGCCUCAUGCGUCAGUGCUUGAGACUCGUGUGUUGCAUGGCAGUGAAGAGCUGUCUGGAGUGCAGGCACCGGCACGGCGGGAACACGCCGAUCGCUACCACCACCAACAACAACAAGUGCCAGGACAUGCCAGCAAAUACUGUGAUUUUUACACUCACCGCAUCCAACGUGUCUCCCAUCAAGGACCCCGAUCGCCUCCUGCAGGAUGUGGACAUCAACCGCCUGCGUGCCGUGGUCUUCCGUGACGUGGACGACAGCAAGCAAGCUCAGUUCCUGGCUCUGGCCGUGGUCUACUUCAUUUCCGUUCUCAUGGUGUCCAAGUACCGCGACAUCUUGGAGCCUCAGCGCGAGACGGGCAGGACGAGCGCCAAGCCGGGCCACGGCGCGCCCGCUGCUGCGGGUUGUCAGUCUCGGACUUAUGUUUCUGCCCUCUCAGAAGCCGGGCAGACAUUUGCGGACCCUCCAGACCCCCCUCCGGCUUCAGACGAGCGCUCGCUUCCCCGCAGCGAGCCGAGCGUCCCGAUCGAGGGGCUCGUCGGCGUAGUCAACAGCUGUGAGCUCUUCCCCGAGCCUCUGCCGCCCUCCUCCUCCUCCUCCUCGGGGCUCAACGUCAAGGAGAUCCUCAAGAGUCUGGUGGCCCCGCCCGUGGAGGGCGUGGAGGCGGGGCUAGAGACGGUCUCCUGCCCGGAUCUCGCGGCCGAGGCCCAGAGGGCACCGCCUAUGCGGUUCCACUCCUUUGACAGGAGCGUGGUGGUGCCCGUGAAGAAGCCGCCCCCGGGGGGUCUUGCCGUCACUACGGCGGGGGGCAGCCCCGCUACCGGCCCGGUGACGCCCAACAUCUUUGCGGCUGCCUCGAGCAACCCCAAGAGCAUGAUCAACACCAUGGGAGCCAUCGACGCCUCCGCCGGCGGCGCCGGGCCGUCGUCCUCGUCCGCCCUCGUCAACGGCGCCACCAGGAAGAACCUCCCCGCUGUGCAGACGGUGGCGCCCAUGCCCGAAGACACUCUUGAGAACAUGAGUAUCACCUCCAAACUGGAGCGAGCGUUGGAGAAGGUGGCCCCACUGCUGAGGGAAAUCUUUGUGGACUUUGCGCCCUUCCUGUCGCGAACCCUGCUGGGCAGUCACGGACAGGAGCUGCUCAUUGAAGGCCUGGUGUGCAUGAAGUCAAGCACGUCGGUGGUGGAGCUGGUGAUGCUGCUUUGUUCUCAAGAGUGGCAGAACUCCAUCCAGAAGAACGCCGGCUUGGCCUUCAUUGAGCUCAUCAACGAAGGAAGGUUGCUGUGUCACGCCAUGAAGGACCACAUCGUGCGGGUGGCCAACGAGGCCGAGUUCAUCCUGAACAGACAACGAGCCGAGGACGUCCACAAACACGCCGAGUUUGAGUCGAACUGCAGCCAGUACGCUGCCGAGAGACGAGAGGAAGAGACCAUGUGCGACCACCUGAUCGGCGCCGCCAAGCAUCGGGAUCACGUGACGGCCAGUCAACUGCGGCAGAAGAUCGUCAACAUCCUCACCAACAAAUAUGGCGCCUGGGGGACGCUGGGCCAGAG
This is a messenger RNA of Hippocampus zosterae (dwarf seahorse), 5984 nucleotides long. Its product is annotated as neurobeachin-like. Gene Ontology annotation, biological process: intracellular protein localization. Gene Ontology annotation, molecular function: protein kinase binding. NCBI's taxonomy places the organism in Eukaryota, Metazoa, Chordata, Actinopteri, Syngnathiformes, Syngnathidae. Gene Ontology annotation, cellular component: cytosol; membrane. The record is from RefSeq and is a predicted model, not a curated record.